Molecule: messenger RNA, 854 nt
Organism: Alligator sinensis (Chinese alligator)
Lineage: Eukaryota; Metazoa; Chordata; Crocodylia; Alligatoridae
Product: serine/arginine-rich splicing factor 11-like
Exons: 3
Coding region: 1-819 (272 amino acids)
Source: RefSeq, a predicted model, not a curated record
AUGGCAGCUAAAAAGCCUGACAGGAAAUUCUUCCUGGGGCCAGGUCAGGGCCGCAGUCCGGAGGGGCCGGGGGCCUGGUCCCGGCUGCAGGGCACGGGCCGUGGGUCGGGCUGUCUGCGGCAUCCACGGCGGGGCCCAGGCCCAGGCGUGCCUCACGGUGCCAGCAGAUGCUGCAGGGCUGCGCGGGGCGGCGCCAAGUCGCGCGGGGUCCUGGAGCGGACGUCGCGGGCGCUGCGCAGGGACCCCUGGGAAGAUAAAAGAAAGAGAAGGCGCCCAAACCCACCAAGAAGCCCAAGGAGAAACUACCUAAGGGCUCCAAGAAGCCCAAAAAGGACGCUCCCAAGCCCACCAAAAAACCCAAGAAGCCUCCCAAAGCCACCAAGAAGCCAUCGGGGAAAGAAAAAGCCAGAGGCAACACCCCCUGUCCAACCUGAGAAGGAAGAGAAGGACAGGUAUUACCAGCCUGAGGAUCCCCUGUUCCCUCCCCCUGCCAGAGAGGAAGAUGACUACGGGGUGGCCGAGCCCUCCAGGCUCCCCUCACCAUAUGAUGAGGAGGAGCGAUCCCAGGUAUAUGGGGAACGGGACAGAGGUAAGCCCCACUGGCUGACCAGCUGGAUCACCUAUCACUGCAUACACAUAGCUUGUACCCACCCCAUCUUGACCCACAGCUUGCCCCCUCCCCGGCACCCCAGGGGGGCACGAGACUCCGGCUGUGCAGGACAGUCUUGCCCUGAGAAGGUCCAGUCAGCAGCUAUCUCCCUGAUGGCCCUCAAACACAGGGUGAGGAGAGGGGCACUGCUCAGACUACCUUGGGCAUGACGGAGCAAAGCCAACACCUGAACUAGCACCUAGGA